AUGGAUGUGCCACGCCUUGUAGAGGUAAUUCCUACAUUCACUAAAGAAGAGAAGAAUCGGUUUUUGAAAAUCUCCAGUCUUGAUUUCAACGAGUUUUAUAGUGCAGGGGAUCCUAGACAAUGUAGUGAUAAACAUAUUCUGUUUAAGGGAAAUCGCGUGCUCGAAGAUUGUUACGAGCGAUUGUCUAAGCUGAACGUAGAAGACAGUAAAAUUAAAGAAAAGCUCUUCAAGGUUAUGCUGAAAUGGGGGCAUAUAGCUUUGCUCGCUCAAGAUUGGGCUAAAGCUUUGUCAUCUUACGAAUACGCAUACCGUUUGCUGCCUGAGGACUUCUGGAAGGAUCCUGGAGGGUACUAUGGGCUUGGCCUUGUUUAUAUUCACUUCAAAGAAUAUAAAAGAGCUGCUGAAGCAUUUCUCCGACUGCUGUAUGCCUAUCCUACUCUUGAUCAGAUCGUAGAAGUAAAGGUUAGACUUGGAGUUUGUUACCAGAACUUAUCGGAUUAUUCAAAAGCUCUGAAGUAUUAUGGUCAAGCUCUAUCGGAUGAGAAAGACUCUCCUUUUAUGUCCAGAGUGCAUGUUAGAUUCAAUGUUGCCGUAACAAAGGAGAAUGCCGGCGAUUUAUCUAAUUCCGAAGAUGAAUAUAAAAAAAUUCUGAAUGAAGUGAACAACUUAUCUCUGGUUCAUGGACCACAAUUCCAGCAUUUUACGGAAUCGCAAAUGCAGCUUAUGGCUGCCGUUAAUAGACAUUUAGGUUGGAUUUGCUAUCGGCAACCAUAUGCGGAAGGAGCUACAGAAGAGAGAAAUAGAAAGCUUCAUGAAGCUGUACAGUUCUUGCAUACUGCAACACAGUUUGAACAAUUCAAUGGCAAGACUUUCUACCUUUUCGGUAGAUGUUAUGGAGAAAUGCCUCAUAAGGCUCACGAUGCGUUUGUUAACUAUCGGCAUUCUAUUGAUAAAAGUGAGGCUGAUGCGGAUACUUGGUGUUCCAUAGGAUGGCUCUAUCAGCAGCAACAACAGCCAAUGGACGCCUUACAGGCGUUUAUUUGUGCAGUUGAAUUAGAUGCAGAGCAUAGUGCUGCUUGGACUGACUUAGGCAGACUGUACGAAUUACACAAUCAAUUUGAAGAUGCACUAAGCUGCUUCAGAAAAGCUGUGAAAUAUAAGCCAGCUGCCCCAGAAGCGCUUAAGGCUCGUAUACUCGUAUUGGAGAAGGAGCUUCAAACUUCGUCUCAUCUAGUAUCUCAGAAGGCACCACAAUCUCACGCGCAACAUAAUAAAAGUUUGCCUAGCCUAAAAGAAGCUUGGAAUCAACCUAUUCCUUCUGAGUUAAGAGGUAGACAAGACGAAUUUUUGAAGGUUAAGCAACAAAGAUAUAGAGAAGGCAGUCCAUUGUGGAAAAUGGGAGAGCUGUCCGCACCACUCGGAGGCCUGCAGGAAUGUCCAGGUGCUCCCUCUCUGGACCAGACCCAAGUUCAAAUCAUGAAGUUGCUCCAAAUUAAUAAAGAACGUAUCAAUGAGCAGGAAAAGAACUUACUUUCUCAAAUGGAAAGUAUUCAUAAAGCUCAUUUGGAGUCGUCUUAUGAUUCUUUUUAUUCUUCCAAACAAGUUGCGAUUCUUCCAAAGUUCACGGACAGAGAUAUUACACAGAUCAAAGAAGGUGGUCAUUUAGCUCUUCCUGCUAGCGUGAAAAUUGAGACCGAUUGCGAUGAUGUUAAAGACGUGAAACCCGAGCAGGGAUUAGAAAUUGUUCAUCAUAAAUCUUUAUCCACUAUUGGGCUGCCGUCUACUUUCAGCUUAGAAGCAAAAUUAAAUGUUUCUAUUGAUAUAUCAUCUUCUGAGCUGUUGGAAAUUUGCUCGAAGCGAGUGGAACAUCCUACUUCGUUCAAGCAUGUAUUUGACGAAAACGUUGCCCCACCUCAGCCUCCUCCUGCUCCAACAACUUCAAAGGUUGGAAGCAAUCAAAACAAUCCUCUCCUUAGACCGACGCCUCUAAUUGUUGUCGAAUCUCGUAAAGAUGCGCAAUCAGUUGAAUUGCAAAAGUAUUGCGAGAACUGUCCGAUUGCACUGAUAAGGGGAAUGACUUCCGUACUCAAAAUGGACCUCAGCCUCUUUUCCACUAAAACUUUGCGCGAAACUGCUCCAGACCAUGAAGUUGAGGUACGAACUCAAUAUCGCAUGCCUUGCGACUUGAACGUUGAUCAUCUUGGAGUUCCAACGUGGGAAUGCAUGAGUACAAGAUCUUUCACCAGCGUUAAUAAAUAUGCUCAGUAUCAAGCAGAAACAUUCCAACAUAGUUUAAAAGAAGAAGCAGAAAAAUUGAGAUCAGCUGGUGCUAAAUACGCUCAACAAAUAGCGGAGUCUUCUAGUGCUAAGAAAAGACGAGGACCGAACGGAGACGAAUUUGCCAUGCCAUUGAAAAUGAUUAAAUUUGGAACAAACGUUGACCUGUCAGAUGAAAGCAAAUGGAAACCUCAACUACAUGAGCUAGCAAAAAUGCCUCCUUUCUGUCGCCUAAUCGCCGGCUCGAAUAUGCUCUCACAUCUUGGUCAUACUGUUUUGGGUAUGAAUACUGUUCAACUUUACAUGAAGGUACCAGGAUCUAGAACUCCAGCUCAUCAAGAAAAUAAUAGUUUUGCCUCAGUCAAUAUUAAUAUAGGCCCUGGAGAUUGUGAGUGGUUCGGUGUACCACAUGAGUAUUGGGGAGUAAUAGAAAGGCUCUGCAGAAAGAAGGGCAUUGAUUUCUUGAAAGGAUCGUUCUGGCCGAAUGUUGAUGAUCUCUUGGCUGAAAACAUACCAAUUUAUCGUUUCACGCAAAAGGCUGGAGAUCUCGUUUGGGUCGGAGGAGGUUGCAUCCAUUGGGUACAAGCCACAGGCUGGUGCAAUAACAUCGCGUGGAAUGUUGGCCCAAUCACGUACUCACAGUUAUCGUUAAGCGUUUCCAGUUAUGAAUGGAACAAACUUCAGGGCUACAAAUCAUUAGUCCCCAUGCAGCAUAUUUGUUGGCAACUUGCGAAAAAUAUUCGUUUCACUAACCAAAAGAUCUUCUGUUUUAUUAAAAGUCAACUCAUUCGAUCGCUAGCAUUCUGCAAGAUGGUUGCUGAUUAUGCCAUGAGCCAAGGGAAGCAAUUGAAGCCUCAACCGAGAACUAAAGAUGAAGUAACACACUACUGUACUUUAUGCGAGGUGGAAGUGUUUAAUAUUCUAUUUGUUAAAGAACACAAUGGAAAAUUUCCAGUUUAUUGCGUAUAUUGUGCUAGGAGAACUGAUUUGACCGAUUUUCUCGUCCUUCAACAAAUACCAUUCUCUGAGUUAUCAAGGAUUUUCGAUGAGAUGCAGUUGAACCUCAUACCCAAAGCACAACUUGUUUGCUAA
This is a messenger RNA of Auanema sp. JU1783, 3369 nucleotides long. Lineage: Eukaryota; Metazoa; Nematoda; Chromadorea; Rhabditida; Rhabditidae. The record is from the annotation of a GenBank genome assembly.